AUGUCAAACCCACUAGACACAGACGCCGGCUCGGAGAUGUUCGCCAGCUAUGAGAACGAACUGAAGCUAGUCCAAGCCGAUCUGAACCAGAAGCUGGACCAGAUCGCCGAGGCAAGCGGCGAGCAACGGAAAUCCGCAAUCAGCAAUGCGACAUCAGUACUCGACGAAGCGACAGAACUGCUCGACCAAAUGCGCAUGGAGAAGCAGAACAUCCCCUCAGCCGCACGAUCAAAAGUGAAUGUCCGCUUCCGCAACUACUCAACCGACAUCGAUGAAAUCAAGCGCAAGCUGAAGUCCCUCUCAGACGAUCGCCAAGCCCUCUUCGGCGACCGGUAUACCGACGAGCCGCAAGAUGAGCACCUCGAACAAAGACAGCAGCUGCUUUCCGGCACUGACCGACUAGAGCGCAGCUCCGCUCGGCUCCAGCAGAGCCAGCGCAUCGCGCUGGACACGGAAGAUAUUGCCCGUGGGACACUCGGGACGCUGUAUGAGCAGCGAGAGCAGAUCACCAAUGCUAGAAACAACUUGCAGCAGAGCGAGGGUUAUGUGGAUACUAGUAUCAAGACUUUGAGGGGCAUGGCCCGUAGGAUGGCUACCAAUCGGAUGAUCACUAUUGCUAUCAUCACGGUUCUGGUACUUUUGAUUUUUGCUGUUAUUUAUGGGAAGUUCCAUUAG
Penicillium soppii is the source of this 675-nucleotide messenger RNA. Its product is annotated as v-SNARE protein VTI1. NCBI's taxonomy places the organism in Eukaryota, Fungi, Ascomycota, Eurotiomycetes, Eurotiales, Aspergillaceae. The transcript has 3 exons. Gene Ontology annotation, molecular function: SNAP receptor activity; SNARE binding. Gene Ontology annotation, cellular component: endoplasmic reticulum membrane; Golgi apparatus; ER to Golgi transport vesicle membrane. The record is from RefSeq and is a predicted model, not a curated record. Gene Ontology annotation, biological process: vesicle fusion with Golgi apparatus; macroautophagy; intracellular protein transport. Bases 1 to 675 code for a protein of 224 amino acids.